Messenger RNA from Syzygium oleosum, 903 nucleotides. RefSeq lists its product as uncharacterized. The coding region runs from base 48 to 707 and encodes 219 amino acids. The record is from RefSeq and is a predicted model, not a curated record. NCBI's taxonomy places the organism in Eukaryota, Viridiplantae, Streptophyta, Magnoliopsida, Myrtales, Myrtaceae. The transcript has a single exon.
CUCGCAGACGCAGACGCAGACGCAGACGCAUUCGUUCGUUCAUUUUCAUGGGAAAUGUGGUGUCACCAUGUGGCCACCACCGGCGCAGCUCCAGAUCACAGGUGGAGCUCAUCUUUUGGGAGGGGGCGACGAGGACGCUGACGGGGAAGCACGUCGCCGGCGAGAUCAUGUUCGAGUUCCCGGACAAGAUGGUGUGCCACGCGGACUCCUUCUUCCUCGGCCGCCCGAUCCCCGCCCUCGCCAUCGACGACGACCUCAUGCCAGGCGAGACGUACUUCGUCCUCCCGCUCGACUGCUUCCCGAGCCACGGCAGCGCCAUGCUCUCCGCCUCCUCCCUCGCCGCGCUGGGCUCGGCGAGCCCGAGGCCCGGCCCGAUGAGCUUCGGCGGGGACGGCCCCUUCGAGUACAUCAAGGGCAAGGACGGGAGGGUUUCGAUCAAGGUCGUGCCGGAGUUCAUCACGAGGUUGAUCACGAAAGGGAAAGGGAUCGACGGCGGGAACGAUUCGAGCGGCAAUAACAGUUCGGUCAGCCCUUGCCGCGGCACGCUCUGUAGCACGCCGGAACUGCAGAAGCAGUACGAGCAGCUGGUCGGGGCGAGGGAGCAAGUGUGGUCGCCGAAGCUCGAGACGAUAUCGGAGUACAAGAUUAGGUAUUCGCCGUGCCGGUUCAUGGGAUUGGAGUGGAAGCAAAAGGAGAAGGAAGGUUAACAUGUGAAUGUUUGUGUGGGUAAUAUGUGUAGUGGAUGAUGAUGAUGAUGUAGGUUUUUUCUUUUGCUAAUGAGUAGAGAGAAUGCAGAGAAGAAAUUUAACAAUUUGCCCUCGCAAGCCAUCUGUAAAAAUGAAAUUAAAGAGAGACAUAAGUUUCGAAAUAAUUAGAUAAGAAUUUUGGAUGGUUUCUUAUUCA